UGCCGCGAGUUUUCGAACGGAGCCCGCAGAUUCUGCAGAGAGCGGACAGAUCAGGACACUAGUCUUCCCUUCUUAUUAUUUAUUACAGUUUUACUGCUUUUUUAACUUUUCACAGCGAGAUGGACUGCUUAAACGUGUGCCCAAUUUUGCCCAACUCUCCCAGAAGGACAAGAGGUCAAAUUCAGGUCAUUUUUGGACCAAUGUUCUCAGGAAAAAGCACUGAAUUGAUGCGGAGAGUGCGGCGCUUCCAGAUCGCUCAGUACUGCUGCUUGGUGAUUAAAUAUGCUAGAGACACUCGAUACUCCCUGACAGGAAUGGCCACACAUGACAAGAACACAAUGGAAGCUGUACCAGCCAGCUGCCUCAGAGAUAUGCGGUCUCUGGCCCUGGAGGCUGCUGUCAUUGGUAUCGAUGAAGGACAGUUUUUCCCAGACACAGUUGAAUUUUGUGAGGAAAUGGCCAACAGGGGAAAAACUAUUAUCGUUGCAGCACUUGACGGUACAUUCCAGAGAAAGCCUUUCGGCAGCAUUCUGAACCUGGUUCCUUUGGCAGAAAGUGUGGUAAAGCUGAAUGCUGUCUGCAUGGAAUGCUUUAAAGAAGCUUCCUACACUAAGAGACUUGGAGCAGAGAAAGAGGUGGAGGUGAUCGGAGGGGCAGAUAAAUACCAUGCAGUGUGCAGAGCGUGUUACGGAGGCCUGAUGUGCGAUAAGGAAAACAGAGACCCUCUGAGGGAAGAGACCCCCCCUCAAAUUAUGAAUGCUAAGCAGUUGGACCACAGUGCAUCUCGCAAGUUGUUUUCCACGCUUCAUUUAUGAGUGCGCGAAACAUCAGAGAGCAGAACUAUAGACUGAUCAGCAUUAUCUGCAGUUGGAGGAUUGUGUCCUCUCUAAAACUUCAGACAAAAUUUCACAUCACCAGAAAUUCAGCAUCUGCUCUUGGUAUUAGAUUGAUUCUUAGUUAUUUAAGUUGAUCUUUUUUUAGCUUAGUAAAUGAAUCCAAAGUGGUGGUAUGAGGUCGGGUUUGGGUUGUUUUGUUUUGUUUUACUUGUAUGUACUUUUGUUUGUAUAUGUAUAUAUAAUAUAUGCAGUUAGACUGUGUUUACCAAACAUUAACACUGCCAAUGAAUAUUGUGCACUGUUGUAAAAUAUGUACCAUUUUUGUUUUGUUUUAUUAAAUAAUAAAUUUUA
Astyanax mexicanus (Mexican tetra) is the source of this 1187-nucleotide messenger RNA. RefSeq names its product thymidine kinase 1, soluble (gene tk1). Gene Ontology annotation, molecular function: thymidine kinase activity; ATP binding. Lineage: Eukaryota; Metazoa; Chordata; Actinopteri; Characiformes; Acestrorhamphidae. The record is from RefSeq and is a predicted model, not a curated record. Bases 120 to 815 code for a protein of 231 amino acids. The transcript is spliced from 7 exons. Gene Ontology annotation, biological process: thymidine metabolic process.